Messenger RNA from Psilocybe cubensis, 1668 nucleotides. RefSeq lists its product as uncharacterized. The record is from RefSeq and is a predicted model, not a curated record. The coding region runs from base 1 to 1668 and encodes 555 amino acids. NCBI's taxonomy places the organism in Eukaryota, Fungi, Basidiomycota, Agaricomycetes, Agaricales, Agrocybaceae. The transcript is spliced from 7 exons.
AUGCCUAAUCCAGGAGCCUUCAAAGGUGCUCGAAAAGACUUCUUGAUGUCUCAGAAGCAAACCUAUGCCACCGCUGUUGCCGAGGACAACAUCAAAGAGACUGUGAUGUCUAUUCAACGACGCUUUUUCAAGCGUUUUCCACUUGACAAACCUGUUACCUAUGAACCUACAGCAGAAGAGCUUGCCCUUGUGGACGACGAUGUGGCCGACGCAGAAACUGUACCUAUCGGACCUCUUUCAGAAAGCGACAGGGAGUUAAGCGAGACUAGGCGUCAAUUGGCAGAGUUUCGCAAAGGCCAAAUUGCACGUUGGCUGGCAUAUCAGUAUGCCCGCGACAAUGGCAAGCAGAAGAAGGCAGACGUAUCUCUUCUAGACAUCCUUCGGCAACUGACAGGGAAGGAAGCGUGCCGUCCUCGCAUGAAGACACCUGCAAACGUCUGGCGAAAAACUCAACGGGAUGCCAUUGAUCGCGAAUACGAGAGACAGGCCGCACUUGCAAGACUUCGAGGCCAGCCUGUUAAGUCAAGCAACAAAGUUGCGGAUCGGGAUCGCAUCGCAAGAGAGAUGUAUGCGGCAUUACCGAAAAGCGAGCAGGAGAGGUGGAAGAAGGUUGCUAAAGAAGAACAUGAGGCAGCCAUGGAGAUGUAUGACGGCGACAACGAGCUUUCAACUGAUCCAGCAGAUCGACAACGGGCAAUUCAAAGCAUCGUAGAGGUUAUGCAACCUAUCCUUGAUCUACUCUGCGAGGCGACAGGGUGGAAAGCAACAUUGUUGGUUGGUGGUCCAGAGCCAGCUAAGGACGGGCUGUUGAAUGUAAUCAGAAAACCAACUGAAACAUACCAGUAUUCACUCGGGGGAAACAGCGGGGGAAGUGAAGCUGAAUUUUGGCGCCUCCGAGCGAACUUGCCCCGGAAGAAUGUCGAGCCCGUGCCCUCAGUGCAAACGACCCUCUUCGUGCUAGAAAAUUCCAGCUCUUCUCAGUAUGUUGAUGCCUCUAUUACGGAGCCUGCAUCUGCUGCACCCGGUCCAUCCCAACAAACAUCAAACCCGCCACAAACUGCCUUACAGCCCUCGGUACCAACUGAAGUCAGAUCUAUGCCGCCCGUCCCGCCCACGAUGUCAACAUCCACGUCUAACUCGAACCCAUUCCCAUUUGACUUGCCGGAAAACAUGUCGACACACGGAUCCCCCGUACCGUCUCCUGUAACCUCUCGAUGCGGCACGCCAGUGCAAGACUUUACUGACAGGACGCCCAAUGUUGUGCAACCGCUCAGUGGCACUCAGGAAAUUGCGCCUAGAUCAAUUGUUCACGCGACGGAUUCCUUGGCAGCCACGUCAGCAGAUGCCAGUGCUUUACCGCAUCGCGAACAAAUGCUUGUUCCUUCAACGGGAAAAAAGUCCAAAAAGAAGGGUAAAAAGGCAGGAAAGGCAACAACGUCUACAGCGGAGGCUACCAGGACGCGGGAAAAGCGAAAGGCAACUGCACCUCUGCCAGAUGCACCAACCGCACCGGCUCCGCCUCCAAGAAAACGGGUGAAACAUAGCUUCUACUAUGAAGAUGCUAGAGGAAACCGUGUCAAUAAGUGGGGUAUACGUGUAGACAACAAUGGUAAUCCUUUGCCAUUAAUUGACGAGCCCGAUGGGGCAGAUGAGGUGCAGCCACAGUAG